AUGAGAGGCUAGAGAAAUCAAGGAUCUUUAGCAGCCAGAUAUUCUUCAAGCAGACCACUUAAUAAUAGGCUAUCAAAUCUCAGCAGCUCUAAUAAUGAUGCUGGAUUGUCUUUUCAAUUCAGCCAGCUGAAGAAACAGAUGUUUGACAUUUUCAGAGAACUAGACAAAUACCCGCGAUAUAAUAGAUAAAUAGGAGAUGAGAAAAAAGAUUUUUAUCAGCAUUUGUACUUAAUUUAGAAUAGCUGUCUCAAUCAUAUAUUGGUUCACUCUGAAAUAAUAAAGAUUCUUCAGCAGAUCAUGGAAACUCUGGAAUAGCUGAAUGAAAUUUUUAAAUCACUUAGAAAAUUAAAGGGCAGCGAUCUAUCGCUUGGUUUUGUAAAAAGUAUUGACUCAUUUGAUGAGUUCUACAAGCAUUGGGAUACUUUGCUAGAUAAGUAGCUAAAAUUAGGACUUAAUAAAAUCAACAUUGAUCCUGAAGAUAAAUUAUAGUAGCUGAAGGAAGUACUUUAAGAUUACUUAUUCAUGCAUUUGGUACUUUAAAAUAUGAAUGAAGGCAGUUUGAUGUACAUAAUUUAAAUUGCCCUCAAUUUUGAUGAGGUCUAUAUGGGCAAGGUCAAUACCAUAUUUAACUAAUUGCGAUAAAAAGUUGAUGUACAAUAAUCAAUCGUACUAAGCAACAUGACCCUUGAUGAAGUUAACGAGACUUUUAUGAGCUACAGAGAGGAGUCAGAGGAAGUAUCAAGCAAUUCAAGAAAUCAAAGGUCAGGAAUUGAUACUAGUUCCCCGGAAAAAUCAAGUCAAAAUAGCUAUCAAUCUGUAGGGUCAUUCCAUAAUAAGACGCCUGCUGAGCAGUUAGCACUGAUACUAAUGGGUGAUUUCAAGUGUGGUGGCUCAAGAACUCCCAGAAGGAAUUCUAAGUAUGGAGACAGCGAUUUUUGGAAAAAGAAACAUUCAAAGAGUGAAGAUAAGAAACAGAAAAAGAUUGAGAGAUAGGAGGACAAAGAAGAGGCUAAGUUUGUGGUAACAAUGAGAAGCAAAGAUUCAAAUCCUAAGGGACAUGACAAGUAGGAUUUUUCAGAUAUAAAAGAGGAUGAAGUUAAUGAUGAGGAGAAUGAUCCUUUCGAUAGUGCAGCAGAUCUAAAGCCUACUGUAAAAUACGUGAAUGAAGAAGAGCUAAAUCAUCAGCCAAGACUAAAUCAUUAAACUAGCAUGGAUCUUGAAUCAUUCUAGGGUAGUUUUAACAUUUAAAAUGAUGCGCAGGCUACAGUAAUCUCUAAGAAAAAGAAAGUAAAGAUUAACACUGAGGCUCCUUAACAGUUCGACUACGAGGACAAUAUAAAUGAUUAUGGGGCAACAAAAGAUGACCCAGAUGACCAUCACUAUGAGGAUAGGAUAUAGGGUAAAAGCAAUUUCGAGUCACUCCAGAGUAACAUGAGACAUUCUUCAAAAGUAAAAUCUGCGAUUGAACAUAGCAAAGCCAAACCUAAAAUUCUUAAGGUUCAGGUCAUUGACAUUAAAAGUGAAGUGCCUUCAGCAUUUGAAAUCAGCCAGAAUAUUGCAGAGAUAACCUCAGAUCAAGCUGAAAAGAGGCCGAUCGUAUUUGGCAGAGGAGAGAAUGCAGAUGUAAGAUUUUCUGAGGACAACAUCUAUAUUGCAGAGCAUUAAUUUAAAAUCGAGUACAAUCGACCUCAUUUUAGCUUGAUAGAUGUUGGCUCUGAAUACCCGACCUUAAUCAGACUAGAGUAGAAUAAGAAGGUUCUGCUGAGCAGGUAUGACUACAUAUCUUUAUCUGAGCAAUCUGAUUUUUAUGUUAUGGACUUGGUGACUGAUGAUUAAAAUGCUCAAAUUCUGAAUGACUCACUUGAACUUAGAUACUUUGAUGCAAAGAACGAGCCCAAAGUGAGUAAUAAAAAAUCUAUAACAUUGAAGUUUCAUGACGGAGCCCUAGCUGGCAAUAAAUUUGUUCUGGAGUAAAAGAGAACUACAAUUGGUCGGUCCAAUAACAGAGACCUGAUAAUCCCCUCAACAGCAACAACAGUCUCUAAACUGCAUUCUACCAUUCUUUAUGAAAGAGGUUACUGGUAUUUAUAAGAUCACUCCACUUAUGGCACUUUCAUGUAUCCAAGAACUGUCGUUGAAAUGAAAAACCACAAACCGAGUUCUAGAAUUAAAGUACAUAACAAUAUGAAAGUUAGUGUGGGAGCAAUCUCAUUCUUGGAAAACAUUUAAGGUGCUUCAUAUAAUGUAUGUCCAACUAUGGGGUGUGAUGCAGACAUUGGUGAGAAAGUUUGCUAUCUACACAGCGCUUCGAAUCCAGUAACAUACAUAAGAAUGUAUUAAUGCCCUCAAAACUACAUUUGUGAUAUUUCUGAUUCAUCAAAGUAUGCUUGGGUUGACUCUAAAUACCAAUAAUAUACUUCAUCUUCAAAUCCCCUGAGAUCAUAGGUAUAUGGUUCUAUGACAGUAGGUAAAUGCAAGAAAGCUUCAAUCUUAGAUGCCAAUUUAAAUAAUGGGAGAGAGUGCAUUAAAGAUAAUCAGUGUAUUUCUUAAAGAUGUGUCAAGGGCUAUUGCAAAGGAAGAGAUGAGAAUGAUAACUGCGCACAGCACUCAGACUGUGAUGCAUAACUAGUGUGCUUGCAAGACUAAUCUUGGCCUUACGCCUCUAAGUGCAGACCUUGGGGAACAAAUGAUACCCUCUGUCUAAGUGAUUAUGAGUGCUCUCCAUUCCAUUUUUGUUGGUUUAAAAACUAGUCAGAAGCAACUUCAGGAACCAAGCGAUGCUUGUAAAUGCAUAGUAAACCCUUAACACACAAGUUUGGGUGGAAGUUUGUAGAUACUGAAGACGAUUUCAUUAAUUCCCUUUAUAAUGGUUAGUAUUGCAUAAGUGGUCUCGCUGUUCAAACUGGAUUAUACGAGGGUAUGUGUACCUAAAUAAUUAGGAUAAAUUCUGACAGAGGAGAUGUAUAAGCUCCAUACCCCUGCACAGUUACUAAUCCAGCUACUGUUUGCAAAUAUUUCUAUGAUGCCACUAAUUAUCUUGAAAAGGAAUGCUAAUGCGGAUUUAAUGGUUCUACUGGAUAUUGUCCAUAUCCUUCACAAACAGAAUUCAAUAAAUACCUAAUAUACAAGGUAAAAGUAUUGAACUCCUCUUAAUGCCACACUCUUGAUAGAAUAGACUACAGAGCUUAAUCGGAAGAAUGUGGAAUUGGUCCUAUUGAAGAUUUAAAGAUAGCAAUCGCCUUAGAUUUCAACUUUACCAUGUGGCCCUUCAUAUAAAAUAAGAAUUCAUAUACUUGUCUCAAUCAUAUCCAUCCUUUAAGCAGUCAGAAUUUACUAAAAUCAAAUGCAAAUAUAUUCCAAGCUGCAUUAGGAAUCAUUAUUAUAUCAGUAUUUAGCUUUUUAUUCGCUUGA
Molecule: messenger RNA, 3411 nt
Organism: Stylonychia lemnae
Lineage: Eukaryota; Ciliophora; Spirotrichea; Sporadotrichida; Oxytrichidae
Source: the annotation of a GenBank genome assembly